Messenger RNA from Mycena citricolor, 3470 nucleotides. NCBI's taxonomy places the organism in Eukaryota, Fungi, Basidiomycota, Agaricomycetes, Agaricales, Mycenaceae. The record is from the annotation of a GenBank genome assembly.
CGUCUUCUCCCCCAGCGCCAUGUCCAGACAGAACGACCCUUUCGUGACAAGCAGCCAGCUGCGGCGACGACUCUUGUUCUGCACGCUAUUUGCGACUGUCGCGCUCGUCCUCGUCGUGUCUCAUGUCUAUUACCCCGAUGCGCUAUCAUCCGACACCUCGACGGAAACAUGGGUGCUCGAGCUCGAGCUGGACGACCCGACCGAUGCAGGCAAUGGCACAACGAGCAAGGUGGACUUGGCGGAUCCAGAGAUCCUCGCAGCGAUGCGUGUCGACGAGCUCUUCCGCAGACAGUCUCAGACGGUUGCGGAGGCGGCGACCAAGUACAGCAUGCGCUAUAACAGACCCCCGCCACCCAACUUCGAUAGAUGGUUUGCCUACGCCCAGGAGAACCACUGUCUCAUCGACGACUACCGCCAGAUCCAGCGGGACUUAGAGCCUUUCUACCAGCUGGCGAGAGAGGAUCCGGACCAUUUCCGGAGAAUGGCAGAUUUGGGCUCGCGCUUGCUGCGCGUCGACCCAAAAGGAAUGGUCGCAAUCAGGAUUGUGGAUGGGCAGGUCCGGCUGCCGGACUACGCAGGAACGCCGUAUGACGGAGAGUGGCAGCGCGGCAUGUCGAAUGUACGUCCGCCUUCCGUUCUGUCUCCGCCUCCUCCUCAUGAGAUCCAGUUCUCGUCCGUGCUGCCCGACAUGGAGUUCCUCAUCAACGGAAGAGACGAGCCUCGCGUCGUUUUCAACACCGCCGAUCCGAACAACCGCAAGGCGGCGCUGAUGAUAUCGGAUUCACAGCCCUUCCGACUCACACCCCUCCCCACCGCCGACUUCUUCAAAGAUCGCAGAGAGUGCGCCGUGAUAGACACCGACCAAGGGUUUGGCAUCGACGCCCUCGACGCUGUUCCUUUUAUCCGGUCCAGCUCGACAUCCGAGUUCACGACAGACCUCUAUCCCCUCCUCAGCAUGACCAAGCUCGCGUCCCCGUGUUUCGCUGACAUCGUCUUCCCCGCGCAAUGGUAUUACGCCUCGUCACCAUGGUCUGGCAAUUUCCAGCACGCGGACGACAUUCCUUGGCAAGCGAAGAAAGACGUCUUGUACUGGCGCGGCAUGUCGAACAACGGCCAGAUCCUCCACCAGAACUACCAUGCUUUCACCCGAUUCCGGCUCGUCAAGCUCGCAGCGACACGUCCAGACAUCAUGGACGCGAAGAUGACGGGGUGGUUCCCCGGCCACUGCACGACAGACUGCGUCCCAGAGCCAAUCAUCAAGGAAUACAUCACCCCCGGGGGCGCGCAUCCCCGCGAGGAGGUGUACAAGUACAAAUUCGCGCUCGACGUCGACGGCCACACGUUUUCGGGGCGUUUUCUCGGGUUGCUGAGGUCUGGGUCGCUGGUGUUCAAGGCCACGGCAUUCACGGAGUACUUUUCAGACUGGCUGCGGCCGUACGAGCACUACAUCCCAGUCCGGAUCGACCUGGCGGACCUCGUGGAGAAGGUCGAGUGGGCGAUUGCGCAUGAGGAGGAGGCGAGGCAGAUCCAGCUCAACGGGCUACACUUUGCAGAGCGGGUCAUGACAGACCGGCAAAAUGACUGCUAUCUUGCGGCCGCGUUGCUGGAGUGGGCAAGGUUACAGAGCGGUCGCACGUAAUGUGGUGUAUCCAGAUCGGUAGGCCAGAGCAAAAGACGAUGAUCGGAUGAAGUCCCUGAUAGCCCUGAGUCUUUUGCACGGAAAUGGAAUGCACACGACGGUACGAGACAGUGCGAGUUACUUUCCGUCUGGAUCAGAAAAGUUUUGCGACAGGACAGAGGUCGAGAUCCUGAAAAUAGGACGCCCUUACCUACACACACCAGUGUCAACGACAUAAAAUAAGAAAUUUACACAGACACGAGGCUGCCGGCCGAUGUCAGCAGCAGCGGCAGCAGGUUGACCCCCUCUCCUCUGUGAUUCCUACACCCCAUUUUGUAGACGGUCCUUCGACAUCGGAAUGUUGGUGCGAGCCUGUCCGACUGACCAUCACUGCGGCUCUUCUGAGUCUUCUGGCGGCCUUGUCGAGUGGGUUUACGCAAGUGCCUAUGCCGUUUAGCCAUGUGGACUGUCUCGGAAACCUAUAAGAGCCUGACAGCGUGGCUUUAGACUGCAUUGUUCCGUAUUCCUCUAGAUGUCUUUGCCAUCGGAAACUCCUAUUCUCAUCGUCGGCGCCGGGCCGUGCGGGAUGGCAACGGCGCUCUCCCUGCACAAACAAGGCAUCAAGGACGUGGUGGUAGUCGACGCCAUCGAGCCGGGCGAGAACGCCUCGCGCGCCAUGAUGAUCCACGCAGCGACGCUCGAGGCUUUGGAUACCAUUGGGUGCAUGGACACCAUCCUUCCUCUGGGAUACCAGGUUGAGAAACUCGGGAUGCACGAGGGGCGCUCGAAUUUGCUCACCGCCGACUUUACGACGCUGACAGACCAGACCAAGUUCCCUUUCGGCCUCCUCAUCCCGCAAUCUAGCACGGAGCGGUCGAUCCUGGCCAAGGUGACGGAACUCGGGAUCCGCGUCUUCCGACCGAUGAAGGUCGCUUCGCUCAAGGAGUCCACCGACGAUUCUGGGAGGCUGGAGGUCUCAUUCGAGUCCGGGGAAGUCAUCAAGGCGAAGUAUGUCAUCGGGGCGGAUGGGGCGCAAUCAAUCGUUCGGCAUCACGCAGGGAUCGGAUUCAAGGACCCACAGGGCGAUGGACCACGCGACUUCGGAGACCUCUCGCAGAUGGCGGUCGGUGAUGUCUCCUUCUCCGAGCCACUGGGACCGACCGUGCCUCGCAUCCUACUCCGCAUCGCGAACUUCAAUGUCAUGCUCAUCGCGCAGUUCCCCGACGGAGCGUACCCCAACGUCACGAAACCAGUGUACCGCAUCUCGACCGGAAUUCCGCAGCAGCUGGGAGACGCACCGCAUGCGCCCGGUCUCGAGUACCUGCAGAAGAUGUUCAAUCGGAUGGCCCCCGCGGCCCUGCAGGGUUCCACGAUCGAGACCGUGCACUGGUCGUCGCGCUUCAAGACGCGUUCGCGCGUCUCAGAUCGCCACUUCAUGCGCUUCCCCGGCGGAGGCGUCGUCCUCCUCGUCGGCGAUGCAGCCCACGUCCACAGUCCCCUCGGUGGGCAGGGCAUGAGUCUCGGCCUGCGCGACUCGAUCAGCCUGGGGCCCGUCCUGAGCGCGCAUCUCGGCGCGCCGGAGGAUGAUAGCGGACUUUUGGAGUGGGCUCGAUGGAGACACGAACGGGCGCUGGAGGUGAUCAAGCUGACGGAGCGCGGGAUCGGAUUAGUUACUUCGCCACGAAAGAUGUGGGCGCCCGUGCGCUGGCUCGUCUUCACGGUCAUUCGGAUGCUGGGAACGCUUUGGUUCGUCAGGAGGGCGGUCGCGUUCCGGACGAGUGGUCUGGCAGAGAUCUGAUGCUUUCUCUUCGUUACUUCACACGCUUUAGAAAAUGUCCCCGACAAGAGCGGG